Molecule: messenger RNA, 2548 nt
Organism: Acyrthosiphon pisum (pea aphid)
Lineage: Eukaryota; Metazoa; Arthropoda; Insecta; Hemiptera; Aphididae
Product: piggyBac transposable element-derived protein 4-like
Exons: 3
Coding region: 843-2486 (547 amino acids)
Source: RefSeq, a predicted model, not a curated record
CAUCAGUUAAAUAUUCGUUACAAUUUAAUAAGUGAUCUACUCCCGUAGUAGAACUUUAGUGUUCAGAAGACAAAUGUAUUAAUGUAUUGAAUACUUUUUUGAAUUCCAUUCUGUAAAAAGCUUUUAUAAUGAUUGAGAACUGUGUACAAGCAUUCGAGUAUAUCUUUUUGGGCUUCAAUCUUCUUCGAUGGUGUCUAUUAAAAUCUUCUUCUGCGUUAAUAUUUAAUUUUUUAGCAAAUAUUAUUGCACUUUCUAUUAACACGUUGGCUACCAUGAGUAUCACGGGUGCUUCACACCCGCCAUGCUAUUAUGUACCAGACAUAAUUUUGAUGAACUCUUAUUAUAUACAAUGAGAGCCACGAGUGACUCACAGCUCGUCAUUACAUCUGUACCGUGUGAGUAUCGGGUGACUCUCAGGUAUUUAGUUUUAUUUAAGGUUAUGUAAAAUUCAAUAUACAAGAUAACGUGUAUUUUCCCGCGUAAAAUGACAGCUGACUAUGUUAACAACGUACGAUUUGCAUGGGGCAUCACUGGUGACUCUCAUUUGUUGGAAAAAAAAAAUGUUUUCACACUAGUUUAUUAUUUGAGAUAACAGAAUUAUUACCAAUAGAAAUAUUUGUAAAAUAUUAUUUUAAAUUAGGUACAAUUAAUAAAUAUAUUGGUUCCAAAUGUUGUUACUGGUAACAGAUAAAGUGAUAAACUAAACACUUAUCAAUUCAACAAUACAAAAUAAUUUUAACAGGGUUAUGUUAAAACUUAAAACACGAUAAAAUUAAAAAUAUUCUGCCUGUUCAUGUUGUUAAGUUUGGUAUUUGGACAGUUAGUUUAGAAUAGUUUGUAAAAUGGAUUCUGACGAAAUUCUGUCUGCGUUAGAAUCCGAUUUUGAAGAUUCAGGAAGUGAAUAUAAUCCUGAAUUAGAUUAUUCAUCAGAUUCAAUUCAAAUUGAAGACUACGAUGACAAUGAAAAUAUUGAUGAUGGUGGAAAUACUACACCUACAAGACGUGUACAGGCAAACGUGACACCACAGUGUACAUGGUUCGACGUAACUGGGAAUAACAAAAAGAAUUUUCUUUAUACUGGUGAUGGUGGUAUCAAAUGUGAUAUAGCACAGGACUGCAAGCCUAUUGAUGUUUUUAAUCUGUUUCUGAACGAAGAAGUGCUAAAUUUAAUUGUUACUGAGACCAACAGACAAGCUCAGCGGUACAAAACACAAUGGACGGAAACAGAUAGUAUUGAAAUUAAGAAAUUUUUAGCUAUUGUUAUGUAUACUGGUAUGAUUAGUUAUCCGAAACUAUCAGAUUAUUGGAGUCAUCAGCCAUUUUUUCAAAAUAGUUUUGUACCUAAAAUAAUGCCUCGAAAUAGAUUCCAAGAACUGCUGAGAUUUUUCCAUGUUUCAAAUAAUGAUAUUAACCCAACAGAUAGAUUGGGGAAAAUACAACCAUUGAUUGAUAUACUAGUCAAUUUAUUUAAACAGUGUAAAGUACCUGCGGAAAAUGUUGUAAUCGACGAAACACUUAUACCAUUUAGGGGUCGAAUAAUAUUCAGACAAUACAUUCCUAACAAAGCUGCUAGAUACGGGAUUAAACUAUAUAAAUUGUGUGACAGUGUGGGAUACACAUAUGAUUUAAGCGUUUAUUCUGGAAAGCAUUUAAAUAAUUUUGAUACUAAUAUUCCAUAUGCUGGUAAAGUUGUAAUGUCACUCCUAGAAAAUUAUUUAAAUGAAGGACGAACUCUGAUAGUUGACAAUUUCUAUACAAGCUUACAUAUUGCUCAUGUAUUGUUGGAUCAUAAUACUCAUAUUGUAGGCACUUUGAGGAAAAAUGUAAAAAAUUGUCCUAAAGAUAUUAUGAAUGCAAAACUACAAAGAGGAGAUAUAGUUGGCAAAGAAAAUGUUCAUGGUGUUGUAGUUAGUAACUGGAAAGAUAAACGAGAUGUAAGGUUUUUAUCUACAAAACAUGGGAUUGAUAUUGUAAAUACUGGUAAGAAAAAUAGAAAGGGCGAAGAUAUAAAAAAACCUGAAGCUGUUAUAUUUUACAAUAAAAAUAAACAGGGUAUUGAUUUAUCGGAUCAAAUGUCUAGUUACUUUAGUCCCCUCAGGAAAACAAUAAGAUGGUAUCAUAAAUUGGCAUUUCAAUUACUAUUAGGUACUGCAGUCACUAAUGCAUUAGUUGUAUAUAAAGAAAUUACUCAUAAGCAGAUACAAAUAUCAGAAUUUAGACAAGAACUUAUAAAGGAGUUAUUAGACAAUACAAUACAAAGUUCACCUUCGUCUAGUUCUAAGAAACAUAAAUUAGUUUGUGAAACUGAGACAACGAAUAACAGAAAAAAACGUCGUAGAUGCAAUAAGUGUUAUGUAAAUCUUAGUAAAGAGUUUGGGAGGGUACACGCACAAAAAAAAUGCAAACAAGUAAGCACAUACUGUGUUACUUGUGAAAGUAAACCUUUUUUUUGUAUUGAGUGUUUUCAAAACUUCCAUUCUAAGUAGGUAAUAUACACAAUUUAAACACCAUGUAUAAUUUUUUUUGAAGUGUUAUUAAACUAAAUAUU